AUUAUUUUGCCCCCCCCCCCCAUGGUUGACUGGCGGAAGGGGAUCAUGGGGGUCUUAAAUGGAAGGAACUGAUAACAAACUUCAACAUUACAGAGACACUUCCUCACGGGCGCUGGGGUGGUUUCCAAGGGAACGGGCUUAGGCGGGGCACGUGUGAGGGGGAGCAGCGGCUGUCCAAUGAGAGAGCGAAGACCGGGUUGUUUGUUGGUGGUUCAUUCGGGAAAGUUACACAAGGUGGGGAGUGGGAGAGGUGGCGGUAAGCUGUGACCUCUUCGUUGCUUCCUACCCGGUCCCGCGCUAGGAUUUCUUUAAAAGCACCCCGGGAGUAGCCUGUCAAACAGGGGGGCUUGGGCGUAUCCUUGCCUUGUUCGUGUCCAUGGAGCUGCUAACUGUCGGCGCUUCUUUCGCCUGCUUUCGGCUAUUGAAUUGGGAACUCCACAGGCUGGUGCCCCCUCCAAGCUCCGCGCUUCGCAAUCCCUGGAAAUGGAGGAACAUUUGGACGUCCUUUGUGCACAGCCUGAUUACUGGCAGCUGGGCGCUACUGGGGUUUUACCUGCACCCUGAGAUGGCUGAGGAUCUCAUCUCCACACACUCCCUGCUCUCACGCAGCCUGGUUGCUGUGUCUAUAGGUUAUUUUAUUCAUGACUUUUUGGACAUGCUGCAGAAUCAGAAGCUACAUAAAUCCUGGGAGCUGCUUUUUCAUCACAUUGUGGUUAUUACAUGCUUUGGAAUCUCGGGGAUCCUCCGUCGCUAUGUUGGUUUUGCAGUGGUUGCAUUGCUGGUAGAAAUCAACUCCAUCUUCCUACAUCUACGGCAAAUCCUGCUCAUGGCCAAUUUGUUGAAGACCACCUUCUACAGAGUAAACAGCCUGCUGAAUUUGGGCACUUAUGUUAUCUUCAGAAUCAGCACUUUGGCCUGGAUGACCAGGUGGCUGGUGCUAAAUAGAGACAAUAUACCACUUCUAAUCUACACCAUCGGCAGUGUGGGAAUGGCCAUCAUGACUGUGAUGAACAUCAUCCUAUUCUGUCGUCUUUUGCGCAGUGACUUUCUUAAGUCUGCCCAGGAUCCCCAGUGUGAGAAAGAAAAGUGAAUCCGUGAAAGUCAGGCCUUUGCUUGUUUUUAACCAAGAACCAAUUAUGGUUUUCAUACAAAGGCUUCCUCAGGAUUGACAUCAAAAACCUAAUCACAAAGAAAUUCCAUUGCCGAGUUUACAUGGUAACCUUUUGGAAGCUUUCUUGGUGGACCUUCUACCCCAUUUCAUUUCCUUCUAGCUGAACCUUCCUAAGGUUUGAAAUCAACAAGCUACUUACAAAAAAUCAUUCCUGAGCUUUGGCAGUGGCUCUCCCCCUUUCUUUUAUUUAGACAGAGAUCCAGUUUUUCUUCAAAGCAAAUGAGUCACAUCUUAAUCUCUAGAAACGUAUGAUUUUUUUUUUUUCCCCCCAGCAUUAAAGCACUUACGGUAGGUUCUGCUAUUGUGAGCAUAUUGUUGACGGCACUUUGUUUUUUCAACAAAGGGACAAUUCAACAUCAGGUAGCUGCAAAAUGAGUGUUCUCCCACACAUUUACACUUUAGCAGAAUGUCUAACAUCAACAAUUUAGCAACUCACAUUGUGACUGGAUCUGGCUCUUUACAAAGUCUUAAUGAGGCUGGACCUCAUUGUCUUGAAUAAGUGAGAGUAGAUUUGCUGCUAAAGCCACUUUGAUACAAUGCAGGUCUUGUUCUCUACCUGAGAUUAGAGCAUUUAUACUGACUUUUCUUGAUCUUUAGAUCUUAUCUCUAUUCUCUAAACAGAUUAGAGUGAGUAUGUUGUACCUAUGUGAACCAGUACAAGGGUACUGUUAAUGUGAAAUUGUACCAUAUCUGUCAUCUUACAGGGAAAAAUAUCUGUUGUAUCACUGAAAAAUGUUAGAAUCGAUACCCCUGAAAAGAAGGGUAGAUUAUAUAGAUGAUCAACUAUCUGGCCUUUUAGUGUUAAAUUUCCCUUUUGCCAUACGGUAGCUCUCUCCUUAUAAACACAAAUAUGCAGCAUUUUUUUUACAUUUCUUUUAAUUUCUUUAUUAAUUUUCCCAGGGGCAUAAUUGCAGUUACUCUAUUUGUUCCGUGAUACAAGCUUGCACACUUUGGUAGAACUUAAUUGAUAUGGCUUGUGCAUGAAUUUCUUACAGUUUACAGAAUACUCCUUGCACUCAUCAUUACACUCAGGGGCAGAUUUAUCAAGGGUUGAUUAGUAAAUUCAGAUUUCUGAGUUUUAAAAAAAAUUCGAAUUUUGAGAUUUAUCACUCCUUGACAUGGAAACAGUCCUAAUUCGAAUAUCCG
Molecule: messenger RNA, 2317 nt
Organism: Xenopus laevis (African clawed frog)
Lineage: Eukaryota; Metazoa; Chordata; Amphibia; Anura; Pipidae
Gene: tlcd2.L
Product: TLC domain containing 2 L homeolog
Exons: 4
Coding region: 377-1090 (237 amino acids)
Biological process (GO): membrane assembly; lipid homeostasis; plasma membrane organization
Cellular component (GO): membrane; plasma membrane
Source: RefSeq, a predicted model, not a curated record